AUGAUUAUUAAUUCAGUCCACGAAGUAGAGGAACAACUUCAAUACAUUUCGUUUUAUGCCUGGUUCAAUGUCCAGUGGGACGACGAAUUUUUGACUUGGAACGAGACAGAGAAUUCCGAAAUAAAAACGAUUGUUUUGCCUUUUCAGAAAAUUUGGGUUCCAGAUUUAUCCAUUAUUGACUCUGAGAGCAACUUUUAUAAAACUGGGGCUCAUUCGUUUGUAACGGUGAAUGCUAACGGUCAUGUGGUUUGGUUUCCUGGAGGAAAGUUCGUUGUCACUUGUGGGCUGAAGAUGAAGAAAUUUCCUUUCGAUAAACAGACAUGUUCUAUAUUAGUUUCUCCAUGGUUAUUGACCGAUUCCAUGCAAAAACUUAUUCCAAAACAACGACCCGAUUACGAUUUAGACAUUAUUUCAGAAAAUGGAGAAUGGGAGUUCACAAAGUUUUCACAUACUUUGAUAUAUUAUAAGGAACUUGAUCAGACUAUGUUAAAUUACGAGCUUCACCUGAAAAGACGCUAUCUUUACUCUGUUCUAACUGUACUCGUGCCCAUACUUGCAAUGGCUAUCUUAAGUUCUAUGACGUUCGUCAUCCCUCUGGAAUCAGGGGAGAGAAUCCAAUAUUCAUUGACUCUUUUACUGGCUUUCACUGUCUUUUUAACAUUAUUUGAACAAACGAUGCCUCAGAAUUCCACAGACGUGCCCUAUCUUUCUGUGUAUGUUGGUUUCCAGUUGCUUCUUUGUGUCUUGUCGACUAUUGUUUCCAUUGUAACAACAUUAAAGAAGUAUAAAUAUAAAAUGAAAGAAACUAAUUCUCACAACGGACUGUGUGACUUAGAGAAGGGACAGGAGGCCAAGAUGGCUAAUGGAAACAAAACGUUGGAUACCAAUGACCAAGCGUCUAACCACGAGGAACAAUUCGGUAAUGCCACCUUGGACGAAAUUUCCUUUGAGCGUAGAGCAAAUAUUGCAAUGAUUUUUAUCAACAGCCUUUUGCAAUUUCUAUCAACUGUUAUCUUAUUUGUGUUGUACUGGAUUUAA
Molecule: messenger RNA, 1038 nt
Organism: Saccostrea cuccullata (small rock oyster)
Lineage: Eukaryota; Metazoa; Mollusca; Bivalvia; Ostreida; Ostreidae
Product: neuronal acetylcholine receptor subunit alpha-7-like
Exons: 1
Coding region: 1-1038 (345 amino acids)
Biological process (GO): nervous system process; regulation of membrane potential; signal transduction
Cellular component (GO): neuron projection; plasma membrane; synapse
Molecular function (GO): excitatory extracellular ligand-gated monoatomic ion channel activity; transmembrane signaling receptor activity; transmitter-gated monoatomic ion channel activity involved in regulation of postsynaptic membrane potential
Source: RefSeq, a predicted model, not a curated record